GGGAACUACGCCCCCUCAAAUCCAAGCCUUACGUACGUCUUAGUGUUUUGAACGUCCCAUCCGAAAAAAAUCAAAUCCCAUCAAAUAUUUUCUACUCUAAUAAUCCUUGGGGCGUUUUAACGGGUUCCCGAACGUUGACACGACCAAAAUAAAAUUACUUUUAUAUUUUGGAGUUGUUUUUGUUUUUCAAUGAUUUUAUGUUCUCUUUAAGUUCCAAACUAUUUAAAUGUACGUAUUAGUUUUGUUUUUUUCGUUUUGGUAAAAGGGAAUAUUUAAAAAAGACAAAACUGAAAAAAAGGCAAUGAUCACUGCGGCAAUCCUUUAUUGCUUUGUCAUCUCGUCCCUCGUCACCGAAAGCCAAGCGAGCUGGGAAGAAUGGUGGACCUACGACGGAAUCUCAGGGCCUGAGUAUUGGGGGAGGAUCAACCCCGAAUGGAGUCUCUGCAACAAGGGCCGGAGGCAAUCACCGAUCAACGUGGAACCGCAUAAACUCCUGUUUGAUCCCUAUUUAAGGCAUAUAGAUGUUGACAAAUAUAAAGUCAGUGGGACACUACUAAAUACGGGCCAGUCGUUAGUGUUCAGGGUGGACAAAGAUACAAAACACCAUAUAAACAUAACCGGAGGUCCGCUAGCUUAUCGCUACCAAUUCGAAGAGUUUUACAUCCACUACGGAAUUGUAAACCAGCACGGCUCUGAGCACAAGAUUCACGGCUACUCUUUUCCAGGAGAGAUUCAGCUGUACGGAUUCAACGCGGAGCUGUACCAUAAUAUGACGGAGGCUCAACACAAAUCACAGGGGAUUGUGGGCAUUUCCCUAAUGGUUCAGAUUGGUGAUACACCUAAUCCUGAACUUAGAAUUAUUACGAGCUCUUUCAAUAAAGUCAUGUAUAAAGGAGCAGACACUCCUAUUCGACAUUUAUCACUUAGGAGUCUGAUGCCUGAUACGGAACAUUACAUGACCUACGAAGGUUCGACAACGCACCCUGGAUGUUGGGAAACGACCGUUUGGAUUAUUCUCAAUAAGCCCAUAUACAUCACGAAACAAGAACUUUACGCUCUAAGGAAGUUGAUGCAAGGAUCGGAAAAGAUACCGAAAGCUCCUCUUGGAAACAACGCCCGUCCUCUUCAGCCCCUCCAUCAUCGCACUGUCCGAACCAACAUUGACUUCCAGAACACCCAAUCUUCAUCAGGGAAGAGUUGCUCUAUUAGUAUGCGCCAUGAAAUGUACUACAAAGCAAACACAUGGAGGGAGCCCGACCCACUCUACUUGUGAAUCGAACGUGACCUCGACAUCGGGAAUGUUAAAAGAUUGCAAACCACUCUUCCCGUAUUAACGUUUCAUUUUAUACACACAUGUGUAUGUAUAACUUCUUUUCCUAUUCUUUAACACUAAAGUUAGCAAAAUCAAAGGUUAUAUCGUCAAUUAAAUUAAUAAAUUCUGAAUGCUGUUAACCCUUGCACAAUCUUCAAAUCGGAAUUUCACCUGAAAUAUUGCAUAAUUUGACGAAAUAAGCGAUUCCUGAUGUUAUGUACUUAGUUGAUUCUUGUUAAGACUUAUUUUAAAAAUCGCUUUUGAUCUGAAAACAUAUUCUGAUUUUGCAGUCCAAUCAAAAAAAUUAAAGUCCAUUUGGUACUUGAGAACGACCGAAACUCAGUAUUAAAGCAAUAUACUUCUUAUAAAUCCCCUGAUAGUAGGGUGUUAAUAAUCGAAUUAUAAAGCUUAACUGCAAAUGGUAGCUAAAGCUUUUAUAUGUGUAAAAUAUGUAUAAAAAAAGAAGUGUUACCAUGUGAUCAUAUAAGUAUUAGCAUGUGAAUAACUUUCCAAACAUGUUCGCUAAAUGUAUAAAUGAAUUAAAUUUAAAAAAACCGCUUUUGUUAAUUAUGUCAAUGAAUUCUACGUACUUUAGAAAAUUUCUGGUUAUUGGUAAAAGAUUAUUUACAAAAAAAAGUAUGUAAGGAAAAAAUACUCAAGUUGGUGUCUAUGUAAAAUUUAGUUGUAAUAAAAGUCGUUUAUAGGAAUAUGUGUUUUUGUUUUUAAAGCAAGGUAGGCGUGACUGGACUAUCCUUUAGAUGUAUUGUUAAAAAUAUAUGACCAGUAUGAGCUAAGCCAGUUUGUUAAUUGGAAUUUUUGGUGUAUGCGUUGUACUUUCAGUGAGAAUUACUAUAAAAUUUAAAACCAUAUUGGAAUAAUAACAAACUAUUAAAAAAUAUAUUCAGACAUAAAAACCAAACUGUUUCAAUAUAGUAAUAUCCAAUAUGAUAUUAAUUUCACUAAUUUCUUUUAACGCUGAAGAGAAUCAACCCAAUCAUUGUUUUACAGCAUGUUCUGAAAUAGUAAAUAGCUCGAUUUGCUCAAAUAUUUUCCAUUGUCUUUGUUUCUUUAUUUUAAAUGACCUUAUACGUAUUUUAGUACAGAAAAAAUAUACUAAGUACAUUAUUUUUUAAAUAUUGAUAUUUUCUCAACGACAAAAACAUACAGUCUGUAAAACAACUAUUGGUUUGUUGUCUUGUUUUAAUAAGAUUAUUAAGAUAUGUACACACAAAAUACACAGACACUCAAACACACCUUCGUAGAUUGAUUUGUUUUCUAUUGAUAUAUUUUUAUGCUAUAGUACAUGUCAUCAGAACUGAUUAUAAAAUAGAUGUCAUUGUAAUACUUUCCAAGAAAAAGAAAAAAACUACUGUCAAUGGCCAUAAAUGUGUAACACGCUAACAACUAUACUUGGUUAUUACCAUUAGAAAAUAAGUUAACCAUUCGUAAGAUUUGAAGGACUUGAGAAAAAUGAAAUAUUGCAAAUAAAUUUUAUAAUU
Messenger RNA from Cimex lectularius (bed bug), 2811 nucleotides. RefSeq names its product carbonic anhydrase-related protein 10 (gene CARPA). Bases 302 to 1273 code for a protein of 323 amino acids. The transcript has 10 exons. NCBI's taxonomy places the organism in Eukaryota, Metazoa, Arthropoda, Insecta, Hemiptera, Cimicidae. The record is from RefSeq and is a predicted model, not a curated record. Gene Ontology annotation, molecular function: carbonate dehydratase activity; zinc ion binding.